AUGACUGUCAAUCAUCAGAAGAGAGCACGGAUUUCAAGACCUGGCCUUGUUGCACUGGACUUCAACCAGGAAUUCAUCGUGUACAUGGAUAUGUCAAGUGUGGGUUUGAUAGCCAUGCUGUGCCAGGCAGAUGACAGGAGUUUACACCCAGUGACUCUGACCAUCAGGAGAUUACGAACUGCUCACCAUCCUGCACACCAACGACGUGCACGCCCGCGUGGAGGAGACCAGCCGCGACUCCGGCAAGUGCGCUGGCCAGGACUGCUACGGCGGCGUGGCGCGCAGGGCCACCAAGAUCCGGGAGAUCCGCGCCACGCACGACAACGUGCUGCUCCUCGACGCCGGCGCUUUUUCUCGUCCGCCCGCGGCGGCUCCUUCCAGCUCACCAUCCUGCACACCAACGACGUGCACGCCCGCGUGGAGGAGACCAGCCGCGACUCCGGCAAGUGCGCUGGCCAGGACUGCUACGGCGGCGUGGCGCGCAGGGCCACCAAGAUCCGGGAGAUCCGCGCCACGCACGACAACGUGCUGCUCCUCGACGCCGGCGACCAGUACCAGGGCACCGUCUGGUUCAGCUACUUCAAAGGGCGCGAGGUGGUGCGCUUCAUGAACCUCCUGGGCUACGACGCCAUGACCAUCGGGAAUCAUGAAUUUGAUAACGGCGUGGAUGGAUUAUUGGAUCCGCUGCUCAAAAAUAUUAAUUUUCCUGUAGUAAGUGCAAAUAUUAAAGCAAGCAAACAAUUAGCAAACAACAUCACAGGUUAUUUCCUUCCUUAUAGAAUUAUAAAUGUUGGAUCAGAAAGAGUGGGAAUUGUUGGCUAUACCACAAAGGAGACACCUGUUCUGUCAGACCCAGGGAAGGAUUUGAUGUUUGAAGAUGAGAUCGCAGCGCUGCAGCCACAGGUGGACAAACUUACAACUUUGGGAGUCAACAAGAUCAUUGCUCUCGGUCACUCUGGCUUUACUGUGGAUAAAAGCAUCGCUCAAAAAGUAAAAGGUGUCGAUGUUGUGGUUGGAGGACAUACAAACACAUUUCUUUAUACAGGACCUCAACCUUCAAAUGAUAUCCCUGCUGGUGACUAUCCAUUCAUGGUGAAGUCAGAUUAUGGGAGUAAAGUGCCUGUUGUUCAAGCAUAUGCUUUUGGAAAAUACCUCGGUUAUUUAAAUGUCACGUUUGAUGAAAAUGGAAAUGUUAUUAAAGCAGUUGGAAACCCUAUCUUACUAGACAAGAGCAUUUCUGAAGAUCCAAUUGUGAAAGCACAAGUUGAUGAAAUGAAGCGUGAAUUACAAAACUUUUCUUCCAAAGUAAUAGGGAAAACUAUUGUCUACCUAAAUGGUACAACUUAUGCAUGCCGUUUUCAAGAGUGCAAUAUGGGAAAUUUGAUCUGUGAUGCUGCGGUUUACAAUAACCUGAGGCAUCCAGAUGAUAAUCAGUGGAAUCAUGUUUCAAUGUGCAUCAUAAAUGGUGGUGGAAUACGAGGACCCAUUGAUGAACGAAGCAAUAAUGGUACUAUCACCUUGGAAGAGCUGCUCUCUGUACUGCCUUUUGGAGGAACAUUUGACCUGCUAGAGAUUAAAGGUUCUGCUCUGAAAGAAGCAUUUGAGCACAGUGUUUAUAGGCAUGGGCAAGGAACAGGUGAACUGCUACAAGUCUCAGGUAUACAAGUUGUGUAUGAUCUCUCCCAAAAAUCUGGAAGCAGAGUGACCAGUUUAAAAGUUCUUUGCACCGAUUGUAGAGUACCAAUUUAUGUUCCACUCAAUAUGGAAAAAACAUAUAAAGUACUUCUACCUUCCUUCCUUGCUGGGGGAGGAGAUGGGUAUCACAUGCUAAAGGGAAGCUCAAAUAAUCAUAGUAGCGGUAAUCUUGACAUUGAUGUUGUUUCCAGCUAUAUCUCUAGAAUGGGAAGGGUAUUUCCAGCAGUUGAAGGUCGUGUGAAGUUUUCUGCGGGAACUGCGCUCCAAGAGUAUCUUUCUUUGAUUUCUGGAUUAUCUGUUUUGCUUCUAUACUUCAUUCUUUAAUUUUCACUAACUGUAUGGAUACUGGAUCUUUCCUACAUUCUAGCGACUUAAUACUCAAAACCCAAGAUCUCAGAUGAUUCAAGAAUUCUCAGAGGCCAAUAUGUAAAAUGUUUUCACUAAUGGAGUGAUUGGAAAGGACAUGAUAUUGGUGAUAAAAAAAAUUAUGUAUUUUAUAUGUACAGUAUUUGGACAUGUACAUACAUUAUUUAUAUAAAUAUGUAUAUAUGUCUCGCAACUAAGAUUUUUAGAGAAUUAAAAUAAGCCAAAAAUAAACAAAGGACAAUAUUCACUUUAAGGCUGGGCAUGCUGUAAAAGCUGUUAUCAAAGUAAUUUGGUAGAAUUUAGGUGUCCCAAAAUGCUUGUAUGCCCUCCAUUCUUCUGUUUUCUAGCUUUGCUUUAACACAGAUGCAUUAGCUAGAUUUGUACAAAGAAACUAACACUCAGUAUCAUCUAGAAGAGAAGGAAGAAUCAUCAUCAUAUAAAUCAGAUUAUCAUUUGCAAGAUCAGACAGCAUAUCUGAAUAGGGAGUAUCCAGUGGAGGAACACCCAUAUCAGGACCCUUAGAAGUAGAGAGAAUAUGUACCCUAGUUUCUUGUUUUUAAUUAAGUAAAACACUCCUACUUACUCCUGUAAAAAAAACAUCAUGGCUAAUGUAAUUUUAUUUCUAUGAUGUUAUCUUUGAGCUUUCCAUUUAUUUUGACAUUAAAAAUUGGGCCAAACCUGAGUGCAAAGAGGGAUUUCUGGAUGAACCAAUAUGAACCUAGUUUUCUUCAUCUCAGAUGCUGCAUUAUUCUAUGAAGCAGUUUUGUGAGGAUAGUGUGCCUCAUGACUAGUGGAAUAAAGGGUAAGAGGUGCGAAUAAUAAAACAGAAAUAGGCUAAAUAGGAGUGUUAUGUAAAACUCAGUUUUCUCAGUCUAUCAUAAAUGUAAUUACUUUUUAUUCGAGAGGGACAUUUCUAAGAACCUUGGCUCUAAAGCAGAGGGAAGCAAUUUGCUGGGGCCAAGGACUGACUGGCUGUUUGGGGCUGCGCCCGCAAAAAAACGCAGUCAAAGUGGAAAAAGGCACAGCCAUAGUGGCUAAUUCACUGGUCCCCUUUUUUAUUUUAAACUUUUUCAAAUACAUUAUUUCAGCACUUUAAUUAAAUCUAAGAAUUUGCUAAGGCUACUAUAAUAUAUGCUAACCUAACAGUUCAAAAGCAUGUAAAAAAGGCAAGUAGAUAAAUAGGUACCACCUCGGUGGGAAGGUA
Messenger RNA from Pogona vitticeps (central bearded dragon), 3265 nucleotides. Lineage: Eukaryota; Metazoa; Chordata; Lepidosauria; Squamata; Agamidae. The record is from RefSeq and is a predicted model, not a curated record.